Carcharodon carcharias (great white shark) is the source of this 4652-nucleotide messenger RNA. RefSeq names its product ETAA1 activator of ATR kinase a (gene etaa1a). NCBI's taxonomy places the organism in Eukaryota, Metazoa, Chordata, Chondrichthyes, Lamniformes, Lamnidae. Bases 46 to 2970 code for a protein of 974 amino acids. The record is from RefSeq and is a predicted model, not a curated record. The transcript has 6 exons.
UGGACGAUGGCGGAGCGGCUUCGGAGAGUGGCGGCCGACUGAAGGAUGAAGGAGCAGCAGCAGGAGGAGGAGGAGGAUGUGGCGGCGGCGGCGAGCGGAGGCAGCAGCAGCAGUAGGCGGCGGGCGCGGCUCAACCCUAGCCCGGGGCUGCCCGGGGAGCGAGGGCUGACUCCCCCGACCCGGACUCACAGGCUGAGCCGAGGCUCCAGGUCUGCAGCUAGGCCCCAGGCGGCUGCAGAAUUAUUGUCAUAUAAAACGCCUAAGAGGAUAUUGAGAAAGCAGCAGCUCAUUGCAAAUCGUAAUUCCCCUGUCAAUGAUUCCGAGUUGCAGCAGGAUAUUUAUUGGGACCAGCACUCUCCAACUACAUUUAAAUUAGACAAUGGAAAGAAGUCAUCUGUGGUUUGUCAACACGCAGUGGAAAUAUCUGACAUUGUAAAGCGCAUCGCUCCUCAGCGAUCCUCCGAAGUGCCUCUGAAUAUAUGGCUAGGUGAAGAGGCAAUCCAGAGUAGCCCUACUGUUUCUUUUCGAGAAAGGAUCAAAGCAAGUAAUUCAAGAUUUCAAAAGAGCACAGAGGAAGAACUAAUGAAGUUAGCAAAAGAAUUUGACCGAAAUAUGGUGGAACAAGAUAUCGGUUAUGGCCCGGAAACCAGUGAAGUUAACCGGACUUUUGAUUAUACAGAUUUGGGACAGGCACAGACAGAGCAACCAGAUAAUGACCUUUCAGCAUUGAAACAGGCUGUGACUGGAACCACUGGGCUAGUUAAACAUGAUGCAGGCAGCACUCUUCCUGUGAUAGAGCUGCACAGUCAGAAUAGUAGUCAGAAGUCAUUGGAUCUAGAAGCUGAAGCCGCUGUUAAUGCCUUGUUUGAUGGACCCACCCAACAUACUGGCCGACCUCUGAGUCAGGGCCUCUCGGGCGAUGACUCGUCAAGUCCAAAAUUAGACGGAUUUCAUACUUCCAAAGUGGUUCCAACAUCUGCACAAGAUGACAUUGACCAUGGCAAAGUCACUAAUAUAACAAGGGUAAAUGAAGUAAUGGUUUCCUCUUUGACUUGUAAGCAAGCCAGUGAACUUCAAGCCUCGAAGCCAUUUGAAUUAGAUGCAAGUAAAGGUCCUCUCUUCAACAACACAGCAAACACCAAGCAUGGCAAAGGCUUUGCUCAUAAAGACAUCACUGCAGGUUGCGAAUUGGACCAGCAAAACAAUACCAAUGUUCAAUCCACAGGUAGGAUGGCAGCGCUUUGUACAUCUGAAACAGUUCCAGAGGAUGAUGGGUUUGAUGACUGGGAGAAUGAUGAUUGGAUGGCAGAGGACUCUUUUGUAAUGGAAAUUACACAAAACCCAGAACUUAUUGCCAUUCCCAAGGAAUGCACUAAUUUCCCAAAACAAUCAGUUCAUACCUUGGAUGCUGCUAACCUGAAUGGCACAAAGAAAUUUAAUGAUUCACCCAACCCAAAGGCGGCUUCUGGCAUGGUACCAUGUAUAUCAUUUAUGCAGCAGAUGCAAAGACCUGUCUGCAAACCUAACAACACUGAAAUGAGAGCCAAAAUCGUACAAUUUGAAAAACGAUCUGAGACACCAAAGCCAAGGGCUACUUUUGCACUACAAAGCAAACCUGGUAGUAAGGUGGCUGAGCUGCAAUCUCUCAACAUAACUCAACAAAGCAAAGUGUUUAAGCCUAUGGUUGACACAUUAAUAAGAAAAGAACAGAGGAAUUCAGAAGUUUCAAAACCUCACUGCAGUUCCCAUCUGUUUAAUGGACCUCUAAUGGAAUCACCUUGUUUGUCUCAUACAAAACCUUUUAAUCAACAGCCAUUGCAUAGUGGUAAUGCACAGAAGAAUACAAAGGAUCCUCUUGUUUCAGUUCCUGCGAAAUUGAACUCACCUGAUCAGCUGGAAUCUGGAAAAUCCUCUCGUGCUGGUUCACAGAGUAGGGUUGAUGUACCUGCACAGGCGGCUGAUGACUGGAAUGAUGAAAAGUUCUCCAAUGAAAUUCAAAAUAUGUUUACUGAAUCAGAUAAUCUGUGGGAAACGGGUGAUGACGACGAUGAUUUGAACAGGAUGUGCGAUGAUGUAGAAAAGCUGAUUCAGAGCCAGAACUCUGAGAUGACUAUAACCAGAGAGGCUACAGGGCUAAAAAUAGCAAAUAUUAACCAGAGUUUAAAAAACAAUGCAAUUUUGACUUCAAACAUGCAAAAAAAUCAUUUUGCUGAAAGGUUGGAUGGGCAGCAAAAGCAUUUAAAUUACCAGCAAUCUUCUCUUGUGUCAGAAAGCAAAAUCUCUAAAGGGCUGUUAGCAGCAAAGCAAAACGCUGCACCUUCCACGAGGCAUCUGCUAAGACCCACAGGUUUGACAUGCAUGGUGUGUUCUGCAGCUACACUCCCUACACAAAGCCAUCAUUUGAAUUCUGUAAGCAAUUUCCAGGGUAAACCUUUGUCAAACGCUACCCACACACGUGCAGUGAGUUUGAACAGAUCCAAUUCUAUGCCUGGCCCUAGAAAUGGUAUUUCAGAUUUGCUUCAGGCUUCAAUUACUACAAACUUUGGCCAUAGCCGGCAACUUUGUACAUCCACAGUAACCCUGACACACGCAGCCCCCAAAUCACAGCAUACUACCGGCAUUCCCAGGACUCCACGGUUCACCUUCACUAAAAUUACGGAUUCUUCUCUGAUGAGUGUUCGAGGGAACACCAGUAGUCAUGCAGUGCAAAGUGCAAAGACUUUUAGCAACAGAGAUCAUGUAAAAAGCCCUAUGGAAAGAAAUGCUCAGUCAAAUAAAUUUUCCACAGCUACACAGUACCCAGCAGCGCCUCUGAAGAGACAUUUUUCUGAUUCUACUUUACAGGCAAAAGUUGUGGAGAAGCCAGUAGCAAAAUGUUCAUUGCAAGAGAUUGAACAGAAGAAGUUGGCAGCGUUAGCUCGGAGGAAGAUGAAAAUGCAAGCUGGCUAUGCUCAUCCAUCAUCUACAUGACUUCACAGAUCCAAAGGAUGACUGGUUAUUAUAGGAAUGUAAUGAAGAAAGUAGCACUUGGCUGAAAGAGUGCACAUUUUCUUUCCAGAUAAUCCGGCUCUGCAUCUUAUUUUCAGUCUGCAAUGUAGCUGGACAAAUAAAUGGAGAAUUGAGUUGACUAAGAGAAUAAGUGUGUGUUUACGUUAUAAUUAAGUUAUUGAAAGUUAUUGCAGUAUUUAUCACACUGGUGUGUUUCUAAUAUCAUGACUUGAAAGCCUUUGCUUUUUUCCCCACCCUCCUUGCCUCCACUUGGAAGGCACUGACUACUUGCUGUGUGCCUUCUGACUAUUGGACUGUGGAAAGCAUCACAUCUGAGACUAACGUGCAAUUUCAGCAGCAGAGGCUGUGGGGUCACAAGUGAGCAGGGGAAGGAACCCUGGAUUUCCCCCCCCCACCCCCUUUUAAGUAGAGGAUUUAGAGGUUUAUUGAGGCUUCCCUACUUGAGGUAAACUGGUUUCGCAAAGACUGGGGAUCGAUACAGGGACUGCCCUGACAUCAUAGCUGAGUCACCAGCGUUGUACCUAAGCUUUCUAGAAACAUUUUAGUCAUUUUGCUUCAAGUGCUAAUGAAUACCCAAGCUGAGCUCCUGCAGAGUUACAACCAGUCCUCUGCCAAUCAUUUCUGAUUUAACUUCACAAUUAUGAGUUGCCACAAACAUUAUUAAAAUAGUUUUCUAAGAUGAAUUUCUGUUUUUGCGAAUAAGGGACCUUCGUGGCUUAUUGUCACAGUGCAAGGGAUUCUUAUUGGAAAAGUUUGCACAUGCUUGUGAACUGGUUUUAAUUUCUUAUUCCUGUUAAGUAUGCCUUACAAAUUUUUUGUUACUGUUUUAAAUUGCCUUGGGUUCAAGUUCCUCUGGCAGUGCUCUGCGUGAGGUAUUCGCCCAAAAAUUUCCUUGUACUCAGUUUGAAUGUCGCCAUUAACCCAUUAGCUACUGCCCCAAAAAAGUACAUGGAGGGUUCAUGGAAUAAUACCAUGACUUUAUAUCAUGAAUUUUUAUGUUUGGAAAUUUGAGCUCCCUUUCUGUUUUUCUUAAUUUACAGCUGAGCUUAGUGAAGUGCAGACUUGGACAAAUGUUUAAUUUGGGUUCAGGGUGUCAUGUGAAUGAAGCUCUUGUGACGUUUUAAUUCUGUCUUUGUUGUUACACAACUGUGCUUUAGAUUACUGUAACUUGGCCUAAUCAAAAUUUUACUGUAUAAACAUUUUCUAUUAUUUUUAUAACCUACCUCAGAACAUGAAUAUCAAAAAUAUUCUGAUCCUGGUCCAUUGCUUUCCAGUGUAGUUGUUAUUUACUGUUUUCUGAUGACAUACUAGUAAUAUUUUAUUCGUUAUUGAAUAUCACACCUUUAUAGUAAAAUUUAGUAAAAAUCAAAUUUUAUUUUGUUUUCGUUGUUUGCACUACACUGUUAACGUUAGAAGACAAGACCUUAAAGUGCUGCCAGAGAAUAAUCGUGCUGGUUGGUGCUGAUCUGAAUCUAUCCUUAUUAUUUUUAGUAUGUUUCUACUGGCCUGGCCUAUGUACAUAAUACUUUGGCAACUGUACAUAUGUAAGUGUUUAUGUAUACCUGGUGCUUUUUAACCAGUGUCUAGACAUCUAAUUAAAAAAAAUUGAAGGAGUCAUUUGGUAUUAUAAAAUGACAAACUAA